Ilex paraguariensis (yerba mate) is the source of this 507-nucleotide messenger RNA. Lineage: Eukaryota; Viridiplantae; Streptophyta; Magnoliopsida; Aquifoliales; Aquifoliaceae. The record is from the annotation of a GenBank genome assembly.
AUGAAUCUUAAUGGGUUAGGAGGCUCAAAUGUAACGGUGUUUUUCAAGUAUGAAAGGUUGCCUCAUAUUUGUUACCAUUGUGGACGGUUUGACCACAGGGAAAGAGAAUGUCAGCUAAGAUUGGAUUCAUCAAACUUAGUUAGGGAUGCGUCAAUGAAGUAUGGGGCUUGGUUGAGGGCUCCAUUGGGUGGAGGGUUGAAGAAUGUAGUAAGUUUGAACGCUAGUGUGAACAAACUGCCGGCGGUGGAGAAAAGUGAAAUUUCUCCGGCUAGCGAGCAAGAUUCACCGAAGAAGAUUUACCAAAAUGAGGCAGCGGUGAUCGAGCAGAGUUUCAUGGGUGUGACUGGCCCAAUCUCCAGAGAUGGAGGAAUAUCCAAUUCAAAGAAUAGUGUGACAAUUGAAGAUAGCAAGCUUAAGAAAGUUGAAGAUGCAAUGCCAGUCAUGGAAGAGUCGAGGGAUAUGAGAAGACUAUUGAGGAGGCUUGGAAUUGUGGUGAAUAUCUUUUAG